GGCGGUAGAGGUUCUGCCUGGAGUCUUUCUCCUGGAGUCUCCCAGAGCAGCACUAGGCUACUGGAGAUUUACCGUCUACCGUACGGGACAGAGAUGAGUGUGUGAGGUGAGGGUAAAGAGGCAGGCAUCAUGUUACCAUCUCGAGACAUCACGGUCCCUCACGUCACCUUCAGCGGCACCGGGGUUGCUGAUGAGGACAUGACCAUGGGUGAAGUGUGUCCUCAGAAGAGGACCUCGACAAAGAACUAUAUUCGUCUUCUCCUCCUCAUCCUCGUCCCUGUUAUCAGCCUGCUAACCUGUCUACUGCUGGUUCUACUGGCCUUCUCAGGAAUCUUUGGAAAUGUUUUCUUUAUGGGAGUAGAGUCAGGAGAGUCGGACCCCCUCUUCGGCACGGCGUACCCUGUCUCCACGGACACUCCGUUCACCGCUAUCGGGACCUCUCCCGUUAACCCUAACGUACCCGACCCUAACCGACCCGACCGUGAACACAACCUCAAACCAACUGGAACUCACUAUAUUCCACACACGGACACUACUGUCACACACUCCUCUUCAUCCUCUUCUUACUUCUCUUCCACAACUCCUCCCACUGUGGUUCACACAGACCCUCGUGAUUGGGUGACCUCUAUGACAUCACUGGGCACCUCCUUGCCAAUCAGCACCACCCAAGAUCCUUCGAGUCCCGCCUCCAACCAAG
Molecule: messenger RNA, 697 nt
Organism: Oncorhynchus tshawytscha (Chinook salmon)
Lineage: Eukaryota; Metazoa; Chordata; Actinopteri; Salmoniformes; Salmonidae
Source: RefSeq, a predicted model, not a curated record